AUGUUUUUCAAUGGCAAUGAAAAGGGGAUCAACAACAACGGUCUCAUCUACACCAUCGUGGAAAAGGUACACGUAGCCGAUGUGAAAAAAGUCACCACGGAAAAUGGACAGCAAAUAGAUUAUCUUCACUUUUUAAGCAAACAGAAACGACUUCAUAAAUUGGAGAGGCUGCUAAACAGCCACGUGGUAAACACCCAAGUAGUAGUGACCAAUUUUGCGGAUGAUGCGGAGGAAGUUAUAAACUGCGAGUACAUGGACCAAUCUGUGUGGAGAAAUGAAAUGUGCUUCUUUUUAAAAAAUGUUUUUCUAUCAAGUUUUUUUUCAAGUGAAUAUGCGAAUGAUAUUGUUAGGGAGCACCAGCCAAGGGUCAUCUCCCUUAACAGUAAAUAUGACAACAAAAUAUACAUGAGUGGCAGCCGCGUCUACCUGUGCGUUAACGAUUUGACCAAGCUGAGGCUCACUUCGCAUAGGAAUGUGCUCAGGGAUAGAUUCAAAAUGAGCAACGUGGUGCUGCUGGAUGUUUGCAGCGGGGGGGAGGCAGCCAGCGGUAAGGCUGAGAAUGGGAAAGCCCCCAACGGGGAUGCGACGAACGGCCCUCUUCUUGGAGGCGAACCCCAAAGUGGAGACUCCAAAUUGAGGGAGAAAUAUCGCCAGUUUUUCACAGACAUGUACACAUACCCAGUGGACUUGAUCGGGAUAUACAACCACGGAACGGACCCCCAAAAAUUUAGUAAAAAAUUAAAAAAGGUUUUAACCCUUAACGGAUCGAAGGACGCCGAAGUUUUUGCACUCCCCGUUCAAUGGCAUGAAUGCUUUUACGAUGCGAGUGGGAAGAACUCAGCUUCGAAAAGUGCAAAGGGGGAAGGCCCACAUCCCUCCCCUUUUCUCUCACCUAAUCAGCAAUAUAACGUCCGCAACAACGAAAUGGACAAUUUAGCUAAUGCGUUUAGUAUGAACAGCGUGGCAGAUAUUUACAGCAGCAUUUUUUCUAACUCGUCUGUAAACGAGAAGGGGGCACCUGUGGAUAGCUUGGCUAACAUGUACAGCAUGUAUGUGGGGGCUGACUCGGGGCUCGACGUGGUGGUCAGUCCCAACAAUGUAACGCACAAUGAGUGGCGACAAAUCGGGGGGAAAAAUCCCGUAGGAAUGGCAAACCAAUUCAAUUACUUGGAUAUACAGACGAGGGAGAAGCCCCGGGGGGCGCAACCCGCCUACGAGCUCGAUGCGGGCUACAUAGAGAGGGAGUUCCUUUCCGGCCCCCCCCGGGAUGGGCAAGUCACAGAAGAAGGGGACAAUAGGCGUGGGGAGCAGCAUAAUGGGGAGCAGCACAAUAACGCUCAACAGAACGACGCUCAGCAGAGUAUGCCCCUUAACCCGGACGGCGUGGUGGACCUGCACGACCUGCUAGCGAGAGGCAAAGCCAGCAAAAAGAAAAAAACGUACGCACUGCAUGAUAAAACGUUUUACGUUAACUACGACUCGGGGGGAAGCAGCGAUGUGGAUUUAUCAGUCAUGCUCAGCGUAAGCUGCGGGGCAGCCAAUGGUGCAGAGCAAAAGGGGCAAACGGGUGGAAGCACAUUAAACAGCUCCACAGAUGGAGGGAUACUCAAAAAGUACUUAAAGGGGGAUCACCUCAAGGAGGAGAAAUUUGCGAACGGCGGAGAGUAUACUCGGGAGGGGGAGGCGCAGAGUCCCACCCAAAGAGUAAUCGAAAAGGGGGGAAACAAAACGCCAAGUGAGAAGCGGCGAGGGAAAAGGAACGCCCAAAAAAAUGACCACGCCGCUGCAAAAGAGGCCAAACUGCGAAAAAUCGACAAAGUGCUGAAAUUUAUAAAAUGCCAUAGGAACCUCUAUUAUAUGACCAACGAGAGUGUCCUUCAAAGGGAGCGUCUGUACGAUUUUAUGAGCUGCUCGUCGGAGGAGGACGCAGCAAGCGGGAUUACAAACGGGAUUGCACAGGGGAUCGCAAACGGGACUGCACAGGGGAACACCAUCGACGCUGUCGCUCAUGCAAAGGCCAGGCAGGACGAAAUUGCGAACUACCUAGUGGAGUACAUAGGGAGGAUCCUCCUGGAUGUAAAAAUAGAUCACAAGAAAAACGCACAUAUGCUUAUUAAAAAGGAAAGGGAUUUUUACCAAGUACAAAAAAUAAUUCUUACCAAUGGCAUAAUUAGCAGUAGCUGCAUUCGGGAUACUUGCAACUUCCUGAUUGGCCAACUGGUUAACAGGAAAGCGAGAGAGAGACGCAAGCUUUGCUACGUUGUGUCCUUCUGGGGAGAGUACUGCGGCUUCAUCCACUUUGACAAACCCUCGCAGGAGAUGUGCAGCCAGACCUGCAUCCACCUGUUUUUUUUCUGUUCCCCGGAGACCAUAUACGUGACGAUGAUGAAUACCCAAGACCGGGUGUUCUGAGGUCGUGGCGGGUACGCAGCAUUGCAGCCACCGUCUGUCCCCAGCUUUAAAAUUUCACUUGCGCCGGUUUGUAAAUUCGUGUGGGUGCGCGGCGCACACGUAGGUACGUGUGUGUGUACGGGCGUAUAUACGUGUGUAUGUACACAUGUGUAUGUGCGCGUGUAUGUGCGAGUGUUUUUUUUUUUUUUUUUUUAAUUCACCCGCGUGGGACGCGCCAUUCAGCAGUUUUAAUUUUUCGUUAAAUUUGUGUCGU
This is a messenger RNA of Plasmodium vivax (malaria parasite P. vivax), 2665 nucleotides long. RefSeq lists its product as hypothetical. The record is from RefSeq and is a predicted model, not a curated record. The transcript has a single exon. The coding region runs from base 1 to 2412 and encodes 803 amino acids. NCBI's taxonomy places the organism in Eukaryota, Apicomplexa, Aconoidasida, Haemosporida, Plasmodiidae.